UCUUGCCAACAAGAUCGUCGCCACAUACAAGUUGUGUUCUGAGCAGCUGUCCUCUCAGCAUCAUUAUGAUUACGGUAUGAGGGCUGUCAAGUCUGUCCUCACCGCAGCUGGUAACCUCAAGCUCAAAUACCUCGACCAGGAUGAAGCUAUCCUUCUUUUGAAGGCUAUCAUGGAUGUUAACCUACCAAAGUUUUUGGCUCAGGAUGUACCUUUGUUUGAAGGAAUAAUUUCUGAUCUGUUCCCUGGAAUUGUAUGUCCUAAGCCUGACUAUGGUGCCUUUAUGGACGCUCUGAAAGACAAUACAGAGAAAAUGAAACUACAGACUGUACCAUGGUUUAUUGAAAAGAUUAUACAGGUGUACGAGAUGAUCCUGGUACGUCAUGGAUUGAUGGUGGUUGGUGAACCUCUUGGAGGGAAGACCAAAGGCUGGCAGGUUCUGGCCGCAGCCCUGAGCGACCUUCAAGCUAUCGGCGCAUUUGAUGAGUUUAAGACAGUGUACAGAAUCAUCAACCCAAAGGCCAUUACUAUGGGUCAACUGUACGGGUGCUUUGAUCCAGUAUCACAUGAAUGGACUGAUG
Messenger RNA from Mizuhopecten yessoensis (Yesso scallop), 578 nucleotides. RefSeq names its product dynein heavy chain 3, axonemal-like. Gene Ontology annotation, biological process: microtubule-based movement. Lineage: Eukaryota; Metazoa; Mollusca; Bivalvia; Pectinida; Pectinidae. The transcript has 3 exons. The annotation marks the transcript as partial. The record is from RefSeq and is a predicted model, not a curated record. Gene Ontology annotation, molecular function: dynein intermediate chain binding; ATP binding; minus-end-directed microtubule motor activity. Gene Ontology annotation, cellular component: dynein complex.